Malaya genurostris is the source of this 1872-nucleotide messenger RNA. RefSeq lists its product as uncharacterized. The coding region runs from base 333 to 1307 and encodes 324 amino acids. The record is from RefSeq and is a predicted model, not a curated record. NCBI's taxonomy places the organism in Eukaryota, Metazoa, Arthropoda, Insecta, Diptera, Culicidae. The transcript is spliced from 3 exons.
UCGCCGUCGUACACAGCGAACUUCCACUGGUCCAACAAUUGGGCCACGGGCACGGUCAAUCCACCCGACGAUUGACCGACCCUGAAUGUCACAAACACAAUGUGACGGACACGAAACCGGGCGCUGUCCCUGGUGGUAGUACUGGUCUCGGAUGGACACUCGACGAGGACAACUACAACCUUGUCAAGUUUGGUCAGAUCAAUGGAGCGUGGCCGAUUGAUUCGCCGCUACCACUACCAAAAUGGUCUCCCAAACUGGUUGAACCAUACGUCAUCGACAAAGUGUGGCAGUAUGAGGAUUUGAUAGGUCUGAUUGAAACGAAACUACAGCGGAUGUUGGAAGAAACUCAUUACAAUACAGCAAACAAUUUUGUGGAUUUUCACAAGGCAUAUCGCGGCACUCACAGUGCCAUCCCGGAUCUUAGAACACAUUUCCAGAACUACUUGAUACCGAUCAACCGUCGGCAUCACAUGUGCGUCAGUUUAGGAAUGGAAAUUGUUUCAAGAUUAGCAGAACAUCACCCUCAAAUAGCCGAACACUUCUAUCUGGUAUCGUGCGAGGAAGCGGUGGAGGAGUACGAAUCGUAUGUCAACCAUUGCGAGGAAAAAAACAUCGAGUUUGCGGGUCCAACAUUGGAGAAGGAGCAUGCAAUGGUGGCCAUGAAAGUCGUGGUCGGAGGGCGAGAAGGUGUGCUAAUACUCGAUCCGGGCUAUCACGUGGCACGCGCUGUUACUGUAAUGAAAGAUCAAAAUUAUCCACAUACCGGCUGGUUCACACAAUCUGAUGAACCACACUGCAAACGAGAGUACUGCUACGAAAUAAGUAAUCACUGUGCGAACUAUAUCACCUGGACAGAACGUAUGACACGCUCCGGCAAGCAGCAGUACGAGAUGUCCGUAAUUUAUAUGGAGCGACCCUAUCGAACGGCGAUUGACGUUACGGUUCGCAGAAAUUUGGUGUACAAUUUCCGUUCGCUACUGUCGCGAGAUGCCAAGGGCCGUGUCUGCGCCGGGUUGUAUUUCCCGGUUAUUCUGAAUUCAGCUGAUGCGCAAGUGACGCUCUUCUACGACGGUGUUAACGAUACACAAGUGAAGCAGAAAUUUAAAUUCUCAUAUUUUAAAGAUUCCCAAAAAAUCCCGGAGAACAUAAUGACUCAUCUAAAAAAUCUGGCACCCCAACUACGCAUCGAACUGAAUGAACUAGCAAGUCUGAUGGGCGAUCUGACGGAAGCUGUGCAGGAUGUUGAUUUUGUAAAGCAAGUGCUGGAUAUCAAUAACAGUAUCAACGAAAUGUCUGCUGACAACUGAAAAAUUUAAAUUUUUGCUUUGUUAAAACACAUCACAAAAUCAAUACACAAACACAACACAGCACGAACACUGAAACAAAUUCUAUAAUACCGCAUAUCAAUGAUUACUUGCUGAUAGCAAACAUACGCAUUAAUUUCCAAUUCAUUCCUGUAUCGGUUGAUGGCUCAACCUGUAUCUUCAUCAUAUAUCUAACCGCAUUAUAUAUGAAUAGGAAUCUAGUACAGUUAAUUGAUAUACCUAUAAAACACUAGAAAAUACUAGACAUCUUGCAUGAUGAAAACAGCAGCUAGAAAUUCCAACACCACACGAGCAACACAAUAUCAAUUCAAACAUCUUAUAGUAUGUAAUCAGUUUCAAUAUCUCGGGAAAAGGGGUCUUUAUGUAAUUUCUUGCUAGAAUUUGUAUAUGUUAAAAUACACACAUACACUGCAACGCUUCGACGUGACAUUGGACAACAUAACAUUGAACUGUAAUUGCUAUGUUUUAUCUAUUUGACUCUGCAGAAUAAAUAUGUAGACGGUGUUUUUAUUUCAAUAAAUAUUUCUAUUUGGAACAGCUUGACAAA